AUGAAAACUCAAUCUACCAUUCAUGGGUUUUUUAAAAGAAAGCAUGCUAGUUCUUCUUCUCAAUAUCCCGAAGAAACAACAAAUGUAGAUAAUACCCUUGCAUCUAGUAUUCCGCCUAUUGAAAACCCUUGCAAAAAAGCUCAAAUUGAAAGUAAUGAUAUUGAUCUGGGUACACUAGAACGAGACCCUGCUUUGCGUCAUAAAAUUUAUGAUUAUCCUAUCAAUCAACAAGAUACAAUUCGACGAGCUUACAUGAAUCUUGGUCCUCUUCAACCUACACUUUCUAUGUUUCCAAAAUCUGGACUAGAAAGUCAUAAGCGUAGCUUUCAAGCUUCUUGGUAUAAGUUACAUCCCUGGAUUGAAUAUUCAAAGACUUUGGAUGCAGCAUUUUGUUUUCCUUUUUUUUUAUUUAACAAGCCAUCUGGGCUCGGAUACUACGGUCAACGAGCAUUUACCACAGAUGGGUUUCGAAAUUGGAAAAAGGUGGGUGGGAAAAAAUGUGGCUUUUUGAUGCAUAUGGGAACCGAUUGUACAUCUUUCCACAAUGUUACACAAAAGGGAUGGGAUCAUUUAUCUAAUGAGGCACAAGAUAUACGAAAUGUAUUUGAGAAGUUCACAACUGAAGAGCAUGAGAAAAACAAAUUGAGAUUGACGACUUCUAUUUAUUGCGUCCGUUGGUGUGCCUUUCAAGCAGUUGCAUUUAGAGGCCAAAACGAAAAGUCCGAUUCCAUUAACAGAGGAAAUUGUGGAAGAGUUCAAGGUCGCGAAAGAUAG
Cynara cardunculus var. scolymus (artichoke) is the source of this 774-nucleotide messenger RNA. RefSeq lists its product as uncharacterized. Lineage: Eukaryota; Viridiplantae; Streptophyta; Magnoliopsida; Asterales; Asteraceae. The record is from RefSeq and is a predicted model, not a curated record. Bases 1 to 774 code for a protein of 257 amino acids. The transcript has a single exon.